Messenger RNA from Cylas formicarius (sweet potato weevil), 2532 nucleotides. Its product is annotated as mitochondrial potassium channel ATP-binding subunit-like. Gene Ontology annotation, molecular function: ATP hydrolysis activity; ABC-type oligopeptide transporter activity; ATP binding. The record is from RefSeq and is a predicted model, not a curated record. Lineage: Eukaryota; Metazoa; Arthropoda; Insecta; Coleoptera; Brentidae. The transcript is spliced from 13 exons. Gene Ontology annotation, biological process: transmembrane transport. Gene Ontology annotation, cellular component: membrane. Bases 476 to 2470 code for a protein of 664 amino acids.
GCAGAAAUCGGUUUCCUCAGCUUUCUGAUCCUGUCGGUUUAAAUCCACAGGUCAAGUUAAAAACAUAGCAGAUCUUCUUCUUUUUAGUUCUUUCCACGAUUAGUUGAGCAUGAGUGUUAUUAAGAAAUCAUAGUUAAGUAUCGGUCAGCUACAAGAAAAUAUAAUCAUCGAUGAAUGUAGCCAGGGGGUGCAGGUAUGGGUUUAAAAAUUCUGUCGAUUACUACAUUUAAUGUUUAUAAUAUACUGAUUGACUAAUAAAACUAAUAUACUGAAAAACCACGACAGAUAAGCAAGUGAUGGUAGCAAUUAUACCCAAGUCCUGUAAAACGCCAAAGAAGAAGACAUUCCAUAAUUUGACUUUACGUUGAUUUCGAGGUUAUAGCUUAUUUAAUAAACUAUUUAAUUUUUUAAUUAUAUAAAAUAUGAACCCUUAAUUGUUUAUACUUUUGUAAUUGAUUUGUGAAAUCAUUUGGGCAUGUUCAACGUAAUGCUUAGGAUGGGUUAUAGUACCUCUAACAGCAUAAGGUGCUACUUAUUGAAUCCUUACAAAUUUGUUCACAAAACUGUUUAUAAGAUAUCCCCAGUGAAAUUGCCUAAGUUCAAAUAUUUUAAAAACGUGUAUCAAUCCAAGGGUUUUAAAAGAACAACUAUUGGCUUGGUACUAUGUGGAGGUGCUGUGUUCAGAAAUAUUUAUAUUCACAACGAAGCCUUAUGCGAGGCGCAAACUAAAACAAGAUUAUCUGGUUAUAAAUCAGGCACUGACAAAAAUUUAAGAUUUGAUUGGCAGAAAUUUUGGUUGUAUUUGAAACCUAACAUUGCUUAUUUUUUGGCAGCAAUAGCGGGAGCCUUGGUGGUAGCCAUAUUAAACAUAAAAAUUCCAGAAGUUAUGGGAAGUUUAAUCAACUUGCUUACUAAAUUUGGUGAAAAUAAUGGCAAGUUAUUUACUUCAGAAAUGAAAGUGCCGGUAAUUAAAUUAGUUGCCAUGUACAUUGGACAGAGUUUCUUUACUUUCUUCUAUAUUUUUAUGUUAUCCAACUUGGGUGAAAAAAUAGCAUAUAGAAUGAAAUCAGAUUUGUUUGCAUCCAUUUUAAAACAAGAUAUAGCCUUUUUUGAUGCAGAAAGGACUGGUGAGAUUGUAAAUAGACUAACAACUGAUAUCCAAGACUUCAAAAGUAGCUUUAAACAAACAAUUUCCGGUGGUCUUAGAGCAAUCACCCAAAUUGCAGGUUGUUCCAUAUCUUUGGUUACGAUCUCUCCUUAUAUGACAUUAGUGACCUUACUCUGUGUUCCUUCAGUUAUAGCAGUGGGUACUCUGUUUGGGUCAUUAUUGAGAUUCACAUCUCGUAGAGCACAGGCACAAAUAGAAAAGGCAACUGCAGUGGCCGAUGAGGCAGUAAGCAAUGUUAGAACUGUUCGUGCCUUUGCCAUGGAGGACCAGGAGAAGGAAAUGUUUGAAACAGAAGCUAAACACGCCAUGAUUUUGAAUGAAACUCUUGGGUUUGGUAUCGGUGUUUUUCAAGCUGGCACUAACAUGUUUUUAAAUAGUAUGGUUUUAAUGACAUUGUAUAUGGGAGGAUAUCUACUUUCCACUAACCAAAUUUCAGCAGGAGAGGUGAUGGCGUUUUUGAUGUCUUCUCAAACAAUUCAGAGAUCCCUAGGACAACUUUCGCUCUUGUUUGGAAGUGUUCUCCGAGGACUAGCGGCAGGCGGUAGAAUUUUUGAGUACAUUAAUUUAAAUCCAUCAAUGCAACUUAAAGGAGGAGAAAUUAUACCAGAGCAUGCUCUUCAGGGUAAUAUUGAGUUUAGAAAUGUUACAUUUGCAUAUCCUACAAGGAAGCAACAGGUUAUUCUGAAAGAUUUUAAUUUGACCGUUCCGUCCGGUAAAACUAUAGCCAUAGUCGGUGCUUCUGGCAAUGGAAAAUCCACUAUUGUGGCUCUUUUAGAAAGAUUUUAUGAUGUUAAUAAUGGUUCAGUUUCUAUUGAUGGUUACGAUAUUAGAACUCUGGAUCCAUCUUGGUUACGUGGAAAGGUUUUGGGUUUGAUAAGCCAAGAGCCAAUACUGUUCGGGACUACAAUUUUGGAAAACAUUCGAUAUGGGAAACCUGAAGCCACAGAUGGAGAAGGUUAUAUUACCGCAGUCGGUGAAAGAGGAGUGACAUUAUCCGGGGGUCAGAAGCAGAGAAUAGCAAUCGCGAGAGCAUUACUCAAAGAUCCGAAAAUUUUACUGUUAGAUGAAGCAACAAGUGCUCUGGACACAGAAUCAGAAAAAACGGUACAAGCGGCAUUAGAAAAUGCGAGAAAGGGUCGAACGGUAAUUGUUAUCGCUCACAGACUGUCAACUAUUCAAAAUGCUGAUGUUAUACUAGUUUUGCAUAAAGGAAAGAUAGUUGAGAUGGGGACCCAUGAUCAACUGAGAAAACUGAAGGGUUAUUAUUGGGCGUUGACCUAUCAGCAGGCAGAAGCUGGUUAAAUAAUAUCUUGUUAUUUGGAAAAUUGGUUUUAUUUAAAAUAUAUAUUGAAAUAAUUUGUUUU